AUGGGUCGAGCAGUGAUUUGUCAAGUGGCCGUACCUAACGCUCGUAUGCAGGUGUUCUCUAUGAGCCGACUCUAUCAGUGUGUAUUGUCGUGUGUCUUACUAUUCCUUUCGCCUUAUAUGAGAGUCACGUACUGGGUCAUCGUUCUGGGCUGCUUCCUCAUCGUUGGUGCGACCACGUUUGCUAUCGUCGCAAGAAGAACAGCACAUCUUCGCAAGAGGCUCACCAGUCCGUACAGUCCUGCCAAACUCACUCAGCACAAAGAGACAAUCGCCUGUUCCUGA
Messenger RNA from Cooperia oncophora, 282 nucleotides. The record is from the annotation of a GenBank genome assembly. Lineage: Eukaryota; Metazoa; Nematoda; Chromadorea; Rhabditida; Trichostrongylidae.